Molecule: messenger RNA, 1695 nt
Organism: Drosophila subobscura
Lineage: Eukaryota; Metazoa; Arthropoda; Insecta; Diptera; Drosophilidae
Gene: GABPI
Product: palmitoyltransferase ZDHHC23
Exons: 3
Coding region: 161-1417 (418 amino acids)
Biological process (GO): protein targeting to membrane; peptidyl-L-cysteine S-palmitoylation
Cellular component (GO): Golgi apparatus; endoplasmic reticulum
Molecular function (GO): protein-cysteine S-palmitoyltransferase activity
Source: RefSeq, a predicted model, not a curated record
UAAAAUAAUUAAAAUGCUUCACACAGGGAGGUUUAUGUUCAGUUAUAAACGUAGAUUGAGACAGCCAAUUGGCCGUGAAUUAAUCUUAUCUAAACUGUUUCUGUACACGCUGCCUGGACGCCGCCUCUCUUGACAUUCAAUUCCCGGUCUCGCCUAAUCGAUGUUCGUCAUGUCUGUCGCCGCCGAUUUCAUUGCAGCGGCAAGGAGUGCAGAGUCUGCCGAAACCCAACCCAAGAGGGCACUUUGCUGUUGUGAAUACAUUGCUCAAGCCAACAACCAAAAGUCCCAUCUACUGGGAUGCUGUUGUAAUUGCGAGGACUUAGACUUGGUAUGCACUCGACUCGUGACGUGCAGGCGCAUUGAUCGACGCAAUAUUGACGGCAUGCUGAUUGCGUUCCAAGACCGCCUGCGCCUCCCAUGGCGGGGUGGGGCCAAGCGUAUAUCGCCGGCCGCUAUUGCACCAGCCUUCAUAAUCCCACUUAUGCUGGGCCUGGCCACUCUCAACUCGAAGACUGCUAUUGUGCUCAUGCUGACCAUGGUGGGCUUCUCCAUUUGGGGUCUUCAGCUGGCCAAGAAGACGGCCACACGGACAAAUUUCUUUCUCAGCUGGACGGUGUUCUCCGUCUUCUACAUGAUUGUCAUAUUCGAGUGUCAGGUGCCGCUGCUGGAGCUUGUGCCGGAGGAGAACUACUUCCUAAUGUUCUUCACCUGUGCGGGCAUCUAUUGCUUAUAUCGCACACACCGCCUGGCUCCACUCAAUCUGGUUUCGGCACAGUAUGGCACCACACCCAAGGACGAGCUGCCCGGCAUCGCUGAAGCCUCGAGUGGCGAAGAGCAGGCAGAGGCGCAAACUACACUGCAGAUGGACAGCGUGCUGGACCUCAACGAUGAGGAGGUCGUGGACAUAGACACAGCAGAGCGUGCGGGUCUCAUGCAUGGCCAGCCGAACAUCUGUGAGAGCUGUCGCAAGGUGACACCCAGACGGGCCUACCAUUGCCAGGUGUGUGGCACGUGUGUCAAGCGGCGUUCCCAUCACAGUUACUGGCUCAAUUGCUGCAUUGGCGAGCGUAACCAUUCGUGGUAUAUAGCAGGGCUGUUCACAUCUCUGAUUGCAUUGAUUUUGGGAGCUAAUUUAACUCUAACUUCGAUCUGUCAUCCGUUUCUGGUGUUGCGCCCGUUCGGAUAUGCCCUGCUGCUGCCCGACGAUUGCAGCGAAGUCUUUGAGAGUUUCGAAUUGGGCAUUUCCUUUGUGGUGGCCUGCUAUAGUUUACUCAUUGCCAACUAUAUAACCUUUCUGCUGGCACGUCAGGCAUUCUUGUGGUGGAAUGAUACCACUCUUCACGAAUAUAAACGUGCGGCUAAUGCGGCAUCCAAUCGCAGUCGCAUUUGGAGCAACUGGCGUGCCAUAUUAAAGUGAUUUACCAAUUAACAAAUCAACACAGCACAAAACUAAACGCCCAAUCAAGGUUCAUUUACUUACUAGGUGACGUCUUCACCACAGGGUGAAGAUAGAGCUAUUGGUCCCCUCUGGUAUAGAUAUCACCUUGUAAGCAAAUUUCCCUUGCUUAUAGUAUUCCCCACACACACACUCUCUCCCUCUCUCUCUCAAUGUUUUUGGUAGUGUUAGUGUCGUAGCGCUUUUAAGGUACUUAAAUGCAAUAUCCAAAACUAUUCAAAAUAAAUAUAAUUAAGAAA